Galendromus occidentalis (western predatory mite) is the source of this 1039-nucleotide messenger RNA. RefSeq lists its product as uncharacterized. The record is from RefSeq and is a predicted model, not a curated record. Lineage: Eukaryota; Metazoa; Arthropoda; Arachnida; Mesostigmata; Phytoseiidae. Bases 316 to 756 code for a protein of 146 amino acids. The transcript is spliced from 5 exons.
CAUUCCAAGAUGAUUUCGGCCUCUGCUGAAACUCAACCCUUGUGCGAUACUAAUCCGCGGGGAACGUGCCAGCAAAGGCGGCGUGCUUCCCUGGUCGACAAUGAGCUUAGCGAUGACGAGAUGACAUUUGGGCAAAUGCUUUCGGUAAACGAUGGAACGGGGGGUGUGGCGUUUGGUCGCAUUGGCUGACGACAUAUGUGGAAGUCGAGACCUCAAGCUGAAUAGGCGGUCCUCCGACCCCUCUGCAUCCUUCAAAAAGGGUCUCCCUCGAACAACAGCCUCUCAGCUGAAACAUUGGAUUCGACUGUCGCCAUCAUGAAGCUCGUCCUUUCAGUGAUUCUAUUUUCCUUCCUGUGGGGAGCUCAUCACUGCUCGCCGAGACGAAUAUUCAUGUUGAGCUUCCCGAGGACAGGCGUUCGGAGCCAUCUAGCCCACUUAACGAUGCCGGACCGCAACGCCGAAAAGGAACGUCCUAGCGCUGCGACGAAGCGCAACAUCGCUGCCAUGGCGCGUGACAACCAAAUUCCAGUCACGAAACGUUUUGAGGAAGACGUCAUUUUCGAGGACGACGGGGAAUUCUUCCUGCAAAAACGCGACUAUGGAGAGGAACUCGGCACCGAUGCUGCCUACGACGAUCCUCGAGACAAGAACGAUCGUAAAAUUUAUAAACGCGACGAGGAAGCCAUGAGCCGAAACUACGAUCGGAGCCACGAUAUGGUUCCGAUCCUCAAGUCCAUCAAGUAUGGGCAGGGUUGACCUCAAGAAUAAGCGGAACCUGCAUCGAGGAGAGGAACAAUCUCUGAAAAUUCAUUCAAGCUUACACGCAGGCGGUGAGACGGAAUGCGGCCUCAUUAUUAUCUUGAGUAGGCUAGGAGCACUUUCCGAAUCCCCUCCCACACCUCGCGGCGCCUUCGCGCGAACCACACUCAGCCUCACCGAGAAUCAAUCGCUGCACAUUCUGUUAUGUCACAUUAGUGGAGCCUGAUCGCCAGACUGGUUAUCAUCAAUGGAAAUGGAGAAAACAAUAAAGGAAAAAAUA